Molecule: messenger RNA, 702 nt
Organism: Talaromyces marneffei
Lineage: Eukaryota; Fungi; Ascomycota; Eurotiomycetes; Eurotiales; Trichocomaceae
Exons: 3
Coding region: 1-702 (233 amino acids)
Biological process (GO): regulation of DNA-templated transcription
Molecular function (GO): DNA-binding transcription factor activity, RNA polymerase II-specific; zinc ion binding
Source: RefSeq, a predicted model, not a curated record
AUGGCAAAAAGUAAGGUCAGGACAGGCUGUCGCACUUGCAAGACCCGCAAAGUGAAAUGCGACGAAAGCUACCCUGUUUGUCGCCGGUGCUCGUCCACGGGGCGCACGUGUGAUGGCUACGGAGUUUGGGGCGGCGGCAAUAAAUCAAACCGGAGUAGCUGCGAUGGAGAUAUUGUACCUUCGACUUCGUCAUCUCCCAAUGACACCUGCAAUACGAUUCUACCUCGACCUGGAUACGUUUCCUUCUUUGUGGCUAGUCGAGAAGAUAAGGAAUGCUUUGAUUGGUUUGAACGUCGCGCUUCGCCUAAGCUGAGGGGCUCAUUUGAUUCGGAAUUCUGGUCCAAACUCAUAUUGCAGGCUAGUAUCAACGAGUUAGCAGUCCGCCAUGCAGUCCUGGCUGUAAGCUUUAUUCACCGGAAAGGCAGCCUAAACAUCUUGGAUGCGCGUAUAGAAGAAGAAACCAUUGGUCAAGUAGAGCAAGUUUCUCUUCGAUAUUUUGCUAGAUCAAUCAACAAUCUUCAACACCAUUUGUCCUCCAAUACCCAGGCAUCUUUGCGCAUCGUCUUGAUUACGUGUAUCAUAUUUACCACAUUAGACCUCCUUCGAGGUCACUUUGAAACAGCACAGAUACAUGUUAAAAAUGGAUAUGUUCAACACGAGUGUCUGAGCCAACAGACAGUUGGAUCGUGGAAACCUUCAUAA